Molecule: messenger RNA, 2247 nt
Organism: Ctenocephalides felis (cat flea)
Lineage: Eukaryota; Metazoa; Arthropoda; Insecta; Siphonaptera; Pulicidae
Product: poly(ADP-ribose) glycohydrolase-like
Exons: 10
Coding region: 211-2196 (661 amino acids)
Biological process (GO): regulation of DNA repair; nucleotide-sugar metabolic process; ATP generation from poly-ADP-D-ribose
Cellular component (GO): nucleus; cytoplasm
Molecular function (GO): poly(ADP-ribose) glycohydrolase activity
Source: RefSeq, a predicted model, not a curated record
CAUGGUUGUGCAAGGUUAUAAUUGUCAUGGGUUAUAUUAAUUUGAACGUGUUUACAAUAUUUAAAAUAUGUUAUCAAGAAAAUUUUGUAUGCCUAAACGAAACAAAUCUCUUAUCUGUUAUUAAGUAUUGAAUAUGUGUUAUACCAUAAUGUCCUGUACGCAAUAACACGCACUACCUGUUAAUUACAACAAUAGCAUUUGUGUUAAACAAUGUCCAGUCAAUAUAUUCCAAUCGAGCAACUCCCAUCGAUGGGAUGUCCCAUCGAAGUUCUGCAGAAUUGUACUUCAGAAAGUUUACCAAUAGAAAAUAAGCCAAAUCAUACUGUUCUUUACUCAGUGCCUAUAAAAAGCAAUGUUCCAGAACCCCAUAAUGGAUUACAAUUUUGGGACAAGCAUCAUGUUAAAAUGCCCUUCUCGUCACAAAGUUUUUACACAAUCGUGGUGGAAGGUGUUCCCAUUUCAAAGUCUCGCUGGGAAUUAAUUAAACAGACACUUAGUAAAGAAAUUACUUGUUGUGCAGAACUGGAGCAAGCUAUAUUAGCAUAUAAUCCCAAAUACAAAAAUGUAUGGAAAUUCACAUCUCUCCAAAUUUUAUUUGAUGAGAUUUUAGAAGAAGAAGAAACUAAUUACUUUUUUCAACAUACUCUACCUUCUAUAGUUCAAUUAGCUUUGAAUUUACCAAAACUUGUAAGGUGCGGUUUGCCACAUUUAAAACAGAAUAAAAAUUACUCCGUAUCUCUAAGCCAGCAACAAAUAUCAAGUUUGUUAGCUAAUGCAUUUUUAUGCACUUUUCCUCAUCGCAAUUCUAGCAAGAAAGAAUCUGAAUACAGUAUGUUUCCUGAUAUAAAUUUUAAUAGAUUAUAUGCAGCUGGCUCUAAAACAAAUACACAUGUAAUUGAGAAAUUAAAAUGCAUUUGUCAUUAUUUCAGAAGAAUUUGUAGUGAAGUACCAAAAAAUGUAGUAACAUUUACAAGGCAACAUAUCUCAGCUGCUGGUUUACCAAUUUGGCAUGAACGCAAAGAAAAAAUUGGCGAUAUGAUAAUCCAUGUAACAAGUGAAGGAACAAUUGAAGAUGACGGGCUUAAUAUGCUACAAGUAGAUUUUGCCAAUAAAUUCGUAGGUGGGGGAGUUUUAGGAAGUGGUUGUGUGCAGGAAGAAAUCAGAUUUGUAAUUUCUCCUGAACUUAUAAUAAGCAGACUUUUUACUGAGCAAUUGAAGCCUAAUGAAGCACUUAUAAUAACAGGUUGUGAGAGAUUUAGUAAGUAUAAAGGAUAUAGUAGAACUUUUUCUUGGGAUGGUGAUUACCAGGAUAAAACAGCUUGUGAUUUAAGCAGAAGACGUAAAUGUACUAUUGUUGCCAUAGAUGCGCUGCAUUUCAGAAAUAGUGCACAUCAAUAUAUGCCAAAUUUAAUUGAAAGAGAAUUAAAUAAAGCAUAUGUAGGUUUUAGGCCUAUUUAUGGCACAAACUUAAAUAAGCCACAACCAGUUGCAACUGGUAAUUGGGGUUGUGGUGCAUUUGGAGGUGAUGCCACUUUAAAAGCACUUCUACAGAUAAUGGUAGCUCGAAUAGUAAAAAGAAAUUUUGCUUACUUUACUUUUGGAGAUCAAAGAUUAUGCAAGACGUUAUAUCUAAUGUGGCAAUUUUUAAAAGACCAUGAAGUUACUGUAGGAGAGCUUUGGAAUUAUCUUUGUGCUUUUCACACAUCCAAUAAAAAUGCAGAUGAAUUGUAUACAUUCUUAAUGGGAGUCCACAAAGAGCAUAAAGAUGAGAAAGGUUAUUCAUAUGAAGCAAUUAAAAAUUCUGGAGAGAAUAUAAUAAAAUUAGAAAAUGAAGUAAUUUCUUAUAAAAAGCAUUCUUUCUUUAGUGACAAUGAAGUAGUGAAUCAGGAAAUCAAGGAUGCAAUUUCAUAUGAAAUUAGUAAUAACACUAUUGAUAAAACAUAUGAAUUGAAUGCAAAAGGAAAACGUCCUCUGGAAUUUUCGUUAUUAGAGAGUUUACAGGAAUUAGAAAAAUGUGCCCAAAGCAACAAAAAUUUUGACAAUGCUUCACAUAAAAAAGUAAAAAGCACCAUAUGUAUGCAAAACACAAAUCUUAACUUGACAAAUGACCUAAGUUUUGAAGUAGCUAUUGAUAAACAUCAAAAACAAUGCCAAGAACAAAAAAUUUCUGAUUUCUUUUUAAAAAAAGAUAAAUAAUUCAGAACAAAAAACCUAUACAUCCUUCGGUCUUCAUUAAAUCGUCAGUAA